Messenger RNA from Capsicum annuum, 2370 nucleotides. Its product is annotated as aspartyl protease family protein 1. Gene Ontology annotation, biological process: proteolysis. The record is from RefSeq and is a predicted model, not a curated record. The coding region runs from base 455 to 2011 and encodes 518 amino acids. Gene Ontology annotation, molecular function: aspartic-type endopeptidase activity. The transcript has 10 exons. Lineage: Eukaryota; Viridiplantae; Streptophyta; Magnoliopsida; Solanales; Solanaceae.
CAACAUCCUGUGUCGAUUAUAACGAAUAUAAAUUUGUGUCUAGUGAAUGAUAGGUUAUUCAGAAAUUAAUAUCACGUCGAAAAUAACUUCUGAAAUAUUAUGAUGGUAUAGAAGUAUUUAACUUAUGUUUCAAGAAUUUGUUUUUAUCAUUACAAGCGGUAAAAAAAAUUUAAUAACCGGAGCAAAAUAUGACAAAUGGGAAAAUGAUCACUAGAUUAUCAUGAUUUGGUGAUUGAUAAAACGCCAAAUCCAUCAAACAAUGAAGAAAGUAAAAAUUUUCUCAACCCCUGGCCCUCCAUUUUCUUGAACUACAACCCAACAUUCCUCCCUAUCAACUGUCAAAAUUAACUCUCUUUUUCCUUUUCUUGACUCUCCUUCUGGUAUACCUAACCCAAUAAAUUUGCAGUGCCAUUACACUUCAAGAUCUGAGUUUCUAAGCAAAAAGAAAUUAAAAAUGUCAUCUUUUGUUAGUUUGUUUCUAACAAUGUUCUUGAUUUUCCCAUUUGGACAAUGUAAUGGCCGUGUUUUCACAUUUGAAAUGCACCAUCGUUUCUCUGAAACUGUCAAGAAAUGGUCAUUGCAGAAAGUUGCGGGUCCACUUCAAGAUUGGCCAGCCAAGGGAAGUUUACAGUAUUAUAUACAUUUGGCUAACCAUGAUCGGUUGCUACAUGGAAGGAGGCUUUUCAAAUUUGAUGGACGACUUACUUUCUCUGAUGGCAAUUCUACUUUCCGGAUCAGCUCUCUUGGAUUCUUGCAUUACACUACGGUGACUUUGGGGACACCUGGAUUGAAGUUUCUUGUGGCUCUUGAUACUGGGAGUGAUUUAUUUUGGGUGCCUUGUGAAUGUGGCAGAUGUGCUUCUACUGAUGAUCCUACACUUUACAGCUCUGAUUUUGAGCUUAGCAUAUACAGCCUGAACAGAUCGUUAACUAGCAAGAAGGUCACCUGCAGUGAUAGCUUGUGUGCAGAGCACAGUAAUUGCCUUGGUGUAGAUAAUCACUGCCCUUAUUCAGUAUCCUAUGUCUCCUCAGAAACUUCAACUUCAGGAAUUUUGGUGGAUGAUAUUUUGCACUUGAGAACAGAAGACAAUGAGGAAAAAUUUGUACAGGCACGUGUGAUCUUUGGUUGUGGACAGGAGCAAACUGGUUCUUUUCUAGAUGUUGCAGCACCGAAUGGUUUAUUUGGGCUUGGUCUAGAGAAGAUAUCAGUCCCUAGUAUUCUGUCUCGGGAAGGUUUUAUGGCAGAUUCCUUCUCCAUGUGCUUUGGUCGUGAUGGGGCAGGACGGAUUAGUUUUGGAGACAAGGGUAGCAUUGACCAGGAAGAGACCCCCUUUAAUAUAAACCCAUUACACCCAACAUACAACGUUUCUGUAGAUCAAAUACGUGUUGGAACAACUCUGAUUGAUUCUGGUUUUACAGCACUUUUUGAUAGCGGAACCUCCUUUACAUAUCUUGCAGACCUAUCCUAUACAAAGCUUUCAGAGAGUUUCCAUUCUCAAGUACGAGACAAACGGCGCCCACCUGAUCCGAGGAUCCCUUUUGAAUAUUGUUAUGAUAUGAGUCCUGAUGCAAAUACUAGCUUGAUUCCUAGUUUAAGCCUAACUAUGAAUGGGGGAGGACAACUUCUUGUUAUUGAUCCAAUUAUUGUCAUAUCCAUGCAGAACCAACUCAGGUAUUGCCUGGCCAUUGUUAAGAGUCAAGAUCUUAAUAUAAUUGGACAGAACUUCAUGACUGGAUACCGCUUUGUAUUUGAUCGAGAAAAAAUAAUCCUCGGUUGGAAGAAGUUUGAUUGUUAUGACAUUGAGAAAAUAGAUGAUUUCCCAUCACAAACCGUUAAUACCACCCAUGUGCCACCUGCUGUUGCUGUUGUGCCUGGAAAUGAUAAUGCUGAAAAACCAGAUGAAAGGACCACAAAUACUCAUCAAAGUUCUUUUGCAUCAUCUGUUUAUCAGACAUCUUAUUUGAACCUCAUAAAUUGCUUCCUAGCAUCUCUGGUACUGCUACUUUUAUAAUAGCGCUACCAUAUGCUCAUUCUCACACUGGGGAUUCAGCUAUGCAUCUUAGGACUUAGCAUAUAGUGCAGAUAUCAACCUUGCAGAGCUCCAUAUAAUGUAAAUUCACGUAGGAAAGUUAAUUCUUUUUCCGAGCCAAACCUUAUUUUUUAUAUGUAGCUAAGACAUAUCAUCAUGGUAGUUUAUGUACAUUGUGAUUGUGAUAGAACAGUCUGUGUAUAGAGCCAACAUAUUUCAGAAUCACAGCUGCAAUGACAGUUAGCUAUGCGCCCGCCCCUCUAGCUCAGCCCUUGCUGGGAUGUAAAUUAUGAGUCUUGUACGCGCCAUUUCCUCAUAUACUAGAUUGCGUUUGUGUAGUA